Clonostachys rhizophaga is the source of this 1284-nucleotide messenger RNA. Lineage: Eukaryota; Fungi; Ascomycota; Sordariomycetes; Hypocreales; Bionectriaceae. The record is from the annotation of a GenBank genome assembly.
AUGAAAGAGUUAGCCUUCCGCGAUGAGACACACCUCACAACCCAAAAGGCCUUGGCCCGCCAUGCGGCCGCCCAGCGUAUCGCAUCUCCACAACUCUCCUGGGAUGUACUGUCUCGGAACGCCUUCCUCUGCCUCUAUAUCGAACGAUACUCCUACGGGUUUAACGCUUUAGCACCGCUCCUGGCCACAUCCUCCCCUGCAGGACACCUGCAAGCCAGCGUCGGCGCUGUCGGCUUGGCUUUUAUGGCCCUCCAAGCGAAUCGUCCAGACCUGAUGCCCCUGGCCAAUCGACAAUAUCUGACUGCCAUCCGGACAGUUAGAGAAGCGAUUCAUAGCUCGCUGCAAUCAUCUAGCAACGGGUCCUCGCAUUUUGUAAGCAACGAGACCCUCCAAUCCGUGCUUCUCCUCGACCUCUACGAGAAACUAGCCAUUUCCCAUCAAUGGCUAGGGCUUCAUGGAUCCUGGUUGAGUCAUAUCCAGGGUGCUCUAGCUAUGGUACAUGCCAGACCGAGUACGGACUUUGUCGAUCCGACCACUUGCCAACUUGCCAGUCGAACCGUAUUGGCCCUAACUAUCAGCUGCGGUGUAGCUGGUGUACCCAUACCGGACAAACUGCACGCGAUCCGCCGAAACUUGGAUUCCCACAUUCGACACGCCAAAUGGACAUUUCUCGGCCUAUUGAUGAACGCCAUCGAUUUUCGUGCCCACAUGCAGAGCGGUGUGCUGAGACCAGAUGACAUUGUCUCGCAGGCGUGCGAUCUGCAAGACCAACUCGCCUCUGCGGAGAGAAAGAUACCACGCUCCUGGGGGCCAUGUAGGGUAGAUUCCCACGAUAUCCUCAUCUUUGACCGUUACUACGAUGUUUAUCCGAGCCACUAUGCAACUCAAGUCUUCAACGCCUUCCGGAUCCUACGUCUGGAGAUGUGUUGUAUCAUUCUCAGCCUCGAUCCCUGCAGCAUGAUUAAGAAGACUAUUGACAAAAUAACAGAAGACAUCUGUGCAGCUGUACCUCAGUUCAUACUUCUGAGGGCUAGAUCUGGGAAUACGGUGCCGUUUUCGCCGCUGCAGAUAUUAGAAUGCCGGGGUAUAUUGACUGCCCUCUACCAAGCUGCACAGAUCACGCCGAAUAUGCUUUUGCGAGAAUAUAUCCUGCAGUGUUUGGCGUACAUGGCUGACAAUGGCGUCAAAUCUGCCCAGGAUGUAGUCUGCUGUUUGGCUGUUACGCCUAAACUCGACUACUGGACCGUUUUUGCAAUGAUCGGUAGCUGUGGCAUCACUGCAUGA